This is a messenger RNA of Branchiostoma floridae (Florida lancelet), 877 nucleotides long. RefSeq lists its product as uncharacterized. NCBI's taxonomy places the organism in Eukaryota, Metazoa, Chordata, Leptocardii, Amphioxiformes, Branchiostomatidae. The transcript is spliced from 4 exons. The coding region runs from base 131 to 484 and encodes 117 amino acids. The record is from RefSeq and is a predicted model, not a curated record.
UAGCCUCUCAGGUCCGGUCAGUCGGAAACAGAACAUUGCGCAGACAUACAGGGUAUACAUUAGCUGUGGUGCAGGUUACAUACUUAUCACGUAGAUAAGCAGUUCAGGAGAGCCAAAACCAGCCAAAAUAAUGGCCCUACUGCCGAUCACCCUGUACGGUCCAACUGGUCUGGACAUCGGCUCACCUCAGAAACUCUGCAAGAUGAAGACUGCUCUGUUUUUCCUCGUAUUCAUUGCUGUGGCUGCGGCUCAGUGGACUCCGUGGAACCCAAAUGACCCAUGUGACGACGCCGAUGACUGCCCGUUGGCGGAUGUGUACUGCUGCAUCUACAACAAAUCUCUUGGCUACAAAAAGUGUGAGCUCACACCGAUGGAGGGCUGGGCCUGCUGGCCGGAGACGGACUGCCCAUGCGCAAGCGCCGACCUGACGUGCGCCCCGAACCCGAACAGCAGCACGGGGGCUACAUGUCAAAUCAGUGGCUAAAAUCAGAACAUGCAUAUCCGCCAUGCAGAGCCUUCCAUUGUGAUACAAUCUCAAGCUAAACCGUUACCGAAUUGUAAUCUCCAAGCAGAUCUCACGGUAGCAUAAGAUAGUAUCAAAAGCUGGUAGAAGAGUGAAGCCGGCUUAGGAGUGUGUUUGCUACAAGGCAAAUGCACACCUCUUAGCUGACUACACUCCUUGGCCAGCUUAGUACUAUCUUAUGCCAUCGUAGGAUCUGCUUGGAGAUUAACCGAACUGCCCAAUUGCCCAUAUAUGGCACGAUAUUCCAUCUUUCUUUCUGUGCCGUUCACAGGGAAUCAUGCCUCCAAAUCUCAAGACAAUGUAAUUUUUCAGUUGGUUUCAUCUGAUGAUAAAUAAAAUGGAUGUGCCAUCUCA